This is a messenger RNA of Rotaria sp. Silwood2, 429 nucleotides long. The record is from the annotation of a GenBank genome assembly. Lineage: Eukaryota; Metazoa; Rotifera; Eurotatoria; Philodinida; Philodinidae.
AUGACGCAUGAAGAAAACUAUAAUCAAGAUAUAGAUCUUGUAAAAAUCAAUGAUUCAUCUCAAAGCAAUCUAAUUAUUAUAUAUGCUCAUCAACUUAAUCAAUAUUAUCAUACAUUACUUGGUAAUCCAUUUCAACGAUUAAAAUAUUAUAAUUCAUCUACCGAACAAUAUAAUUUUUAUCGAACACCUGGUAUUAUUAAUUAUAUAAUAACAUAUUAUCUUCAUUAUGGUUGUUUAUCAACAGAAAUACAUUAUCCAGCUGAAAUUCUUUAUGAUGAACUUGUAUUUUUUGGUUUUAAUAUUCAAAUUAUCUAUGAUAUUAUUUCAAAUUGUAUUACUAUUGAUUAUUAUAUUCCUUCGGGUAAAUCAACAUUAUUAUUUUAUAAAUAUGUUAGAUUUUUAACUCAUACACAAAUAUAUAUAAAAUAG